ACCAAAAUAUCUCUUUGUCCCAAUCAUCUUUGAUAUUGCAUAUUUGGACUUUUUUUUUACUAUUUACUUUCACUUGAACUACAUCAAUUUUGAUAAAUUUCAUCUUGAGCAUGUGGCGUUAGAGCCUCUCUUUAAAGGAGCAGUUGGAUUCAUCUGAGAUUUCCACAUGUGUCUGUCCUUCACAUCUACCAAGUUUUAUUUCUUCAGUUAAUGGUCGUUAAUAAGCUAAGAGGCUCUUUAUGAAAGUGGUGGGACUUUACAGGAUAUGGACUGUGACGCCUUCUUCUAUAUAAACUUUGUCAUCUGGAUAUAAUAUUUAGAACUAUAAAAAACCUUGUGGAGUUAUUGCUCCUCUCAGUCUUAGGUAAAGGAUGCAUCAUGUGUGGAGCAGUGUUUGUGAGUGAUCUGCUCAUGGAUUGAUAUAGAUUAAUAAUUACAAAGUGCAACUGCAAAUCCAAGUUCCCGCUUGAGAAUGGAUCCCGAGAUAGGAAAUUUAAGUUUUCGAAAGAAGGAAUCUUGGAAGUCCAUCUUGCUUUUAGCGUAUCAGAGUCUAGGAGUUGUUUACGGAGACUUGAGCAUCUCCCCUUUGUAUGUCUACAAGAGCACAUUUGCAGAAGAUAUAACACAUUCAGAAACGAAUGAAGAGAUUUUUGGUGUUCUUUCAUUUGUGUUCUGGACACUGACUCUUGUCCCUCUCUUCAAGUAUGUGUUCAUAGUCCUUAGAGCUGAUGACAAUGGCGAGGGUGGGACAUUUGCACUUUAUUCUUUGAUAUGCAGGCAUGCCAAUGUUAGCCUUUUGCCUAAUAGACAGGUUGCAGAUGAGGAGCUCUCUACUUAUGUGCUGGAAAAUGCUAGAGAAGCUAAGAAUAAGUCUAGGACACAAAAUUGGCUAGAAAAGCACAAAAACCUGCAUGUUGUGCUGCUAAUAGUUGUUAUGCUGGGUACUUGUAUGGUGAUUGGUGAUGGCGUCCUGACUCCGGCUAUAUCAGUUUUCUCUGCAGUUUCUGGACUUGAAUUCUCUGUGUCGAAAGACCAUCGUGAAUAUGCUGUGGUUCCAAUCACUUGCUUCGUGCUGUUGUGCUUGUUUGCCCUCCAACAUUUUGGCACUCACCGGGUUGGAUUCUUAUUUGCGCCAAUUAUUCUAACUUGGCUAUUAUGCAUUAGUGCCCUUGGCAUAUACAACAUCAUCCAUUGGAAUCCUCAUGUUUAUCAAGCCCUUUCUCCAUAUUAUAUGUUUAAAUUCUUGAAGAAGACCAGAAAGGGUGGAUGGAUGUCUUUAGGAGGAAUACUACUUUGCAUAACAGGCUCAGAGGCAAUGUUUGCAGAUCUCGGUCACUUCUCAUACACUGCUAUUCAGAUUGCCUUCACCUUACUAGUUUACCCAGCGCUAAUAUUGGCAUACAUGGGUCAAGCUGCUUACUUGUCACAGCAUCAUAAUACCAGCUACCAGAUUAGCUUUUAUGUAUCAGUGCCAGAAAGUGUGAGAUGGCCUGUUCUUGCUAUAGCAAUACUAGCUGCAGUGGUGGGAAGCCAAGCAAUCAUCAGCGGGACAUUCUCCAUCAUAAAUCAGAGCCAGUCUCUUGGUUGCUUUCCUAGAGUUAAAGUAGUUCAUACUUCUGAGAAAAUACAUGGUCAGAUCUAUAUACCAGAGAUCAACUGGAUGCUCAUGGUUCUUUGCAUAGCGGUUGCUGUUGGGUUCAGAGACACAAAACGCAUGGGCAAUGCAUCGGGACUUGCAGUAAUCUCAGUGAUGCUGGUUACUACAUGUCUGACAUCCCUCGUUAUGAUCCUCUGCUGGCGUAAACCUCCACUCCUCGCUCUCAGCUUCCUCAUUUUCUUCGGGUCCAUCGAGGCCCUCUACUUCUCCGCCUCUUUAAUCAAAUUCCUUGAAGGUGCUUGGCUCCCUAUCCUUCUCGCACUCAUCCUCAUGUCCGUCAUGUUCAUAUGGCACUAUGGCACCAUAAAAAAAUAUGAAUCUGACCUAUACAACAAAGUAUCCCUUGACUGGCUCCUAACUCUAGCUCCAAACCUUGGCAUUGUCCGUGUCCCUGGUGUCGGUCUCGUGUACUCUGACCUAGUCUCUGGCAUCCCCUCCAAUUUCUUUCGAUUUGUAACCACUCUUCCUGCCUUCCACCGGAUUCUUGUUUUUCUUUGCGUGAAAUCUGUACCCGUCCCCUUCGUCCCGCCUGCUGAGCGAUACCUCGUUGGGCGCGUGGGCCCACCCUCGCACCGGUCCUAUCGAUGCAUUGUCCGCUAUGGUUACCGUGAUGUCCACCAAGACAUUGACUCAUUCGAGUCUGAGCUUGUUUCCCGCCUUUCUGACUUUAUAAAACUUGAAUCAGCUUAUCAAUGUGCAAGCAAUCCGAAGGAAGACGGUUUAGCUGUUAUUGGGUCGAAUGAUGAGAGUAUUGGACCCAUUAACGGGAAGAAGGUUCGGUUCUUAGUUGAAGAAAAUGAUAGUUUCGAGGUCGCGAAGGGAGUGAGGGAUGAGCUCGAGGAUUUGAUGGAGGCGCGUGAGGCGGGGAUUGCGUUUAUAUUGGGCCAUUCUCAUGUGAAGGCAAAAGCAGGUUCGUCGAUGUUGAAGAAGGUGGCGAUCGAUUUCGUGUACAACUUCUUGAGGAGGAACUGUAGAGGACCUGACGUAGCAUUAAGAGUGCCUCCUGCAUCUUUGCUUGAGGUUGGAAUGGUUUAUGUACUGUAA
Molecule: messenger RNA, 2701 nt
Organism: Asparagus officinalis (garden asparagus)
Lineage: Eukaryota; Viridiplantae; Streptophyta; Magnoliopsida; Asparagales; Asparagaceae
Product: putative potassium transporter 8
Exons: 10
Coding region: 473-2701 (742 amino acids)
Biological process (GO): potassium ion transmembrane transport
Cellular component (GO): plasma membrane
Molecular function (GO): potassium ion transmembrane transporter activity
Source: RefSeq, a predicted model, not a curated record